CCUGCUGUGAAGACAGAAGAAGAAAUGGACGCCUUGUUGGUGUCGCCUUGUCGGGUUAUCAUUCUUGUGGAAAACUAAAUCACGAAUCGGAGGCAUGGACGGCAAUGGAGUGCUAGAGGUCGCAGCCCGAUUUGAAAAGCUUGCUCACGGUACGUCGGGGAAUACCCGCGAAGAUGGCGUAAAUGAAAUGACGUCACUAAAAGAUCUUUGCGGAAAACUGGUCGAAGCUGGCCUGCAAGAUAUUGGAGUUGAUUCGGACUUUCCAAUUCCACGAUUGGACGAUUACAGCAGCAGCGACGAAUCGGACUGCGACGACUACCAGGCUUAUUACACCGGCCAUGCACUCAAUUCUAUUGCCAGUGCUAUACAACACGAUUUUAUACGAACAAUUCCGCCUGCGCCAAAAUCACCCUUGGCGAAAGGACCAGGAUCUGCUUUUGACCAACUGAGUGGAAAUUCGAGCAUUUUCGCUUCAGAAAACCGAUCAGCGGAAGAGUAUAGGCAAACUGGUUCUUUUAAUAUGCGAAGAAAAUCUACGAGCAGCGCUGUGAGUAAUGAAGAAAUGCAUCCGCAGCACUUUUGCUCUCCAACUAAAGGUGACACGCUUCCACUAAUUAAAAAGCACGGGCGGGAAGAAAAAAGCGUUUUGAAGCAGCAUGCGGCUCUUUCGAACACCGAUCUACCGAGAAACGCGCUUGUUAACUUCUUGGGUUCUGUUGAAAUGUCUUCGGACGAACUUCGACUUCUGAGCUUGGAAAGAAGUCUAUUAACCUUGCAGGGAUGUGAAGGCCGAUUCGGUUUGCUCCGAAUCCUCGGCGACGGUUUCUCUUUGCAAGACUGUAACGAGGUAGGCGCGGAAGCUCUUCCGGUACAGCAGAAAAACAGGAAAAAAAAGAAAAAGUCCGGUUAUAACGAGACGGAAGAUAACGAUGACCGAAAACCCAAGGGAGUGCCCAAUAUUCUGUCAUGCAUGAAGUGCGUUGGACCUUCCAGGUACCAAGUCUUACAACACAACAACUCAAUUAAUCUCAAAGGGUACGAAGUGAUGAAACGAAAGAGGAAAAUGAUCGUGUUCGAUUACCGGAGGAUAAUUUACUGCGGUGCUGAUAUUGAUGGUGCUUCACCAAACCUGCUAACAUGGUUGUACCAUACCGUUACUGGAAGUUACAGCUCAGUUCAAUGUUACGCUGUUGUAUGCGACGACCCGCAACACGCACGGAAUCUGGCGCGAGCAAUUGGCCAGCAGAUGGCGGCAUUGCGCUAAGAACAUUUUAUGUGGAGCUUCUCUAUAUCGUGUCCCACAUCCUAACCAAACAAAAACUAGCUAGUAUAGUUAUGAAUAACUUGGUCAAUAAGAGGUAUAGAUUGCAUGGAUUGCGAAUUUGAAAAAAGAGCAGUUAAAAUUGAGAUGCAGUUAUUAUAUGAUAAGAAUAUAAUGUCUGCCGAUUCUCUUUAUGAACUGUAAACUUGUUGAAUUUUGUUGUGUACAUUUGUUGAACUAAAGUACUAAACUACAACAAUACGCUAAUACAAUUUAUUAAAACACCA
Molecule: messenger RNA, 1548 nt
Organism: Ciona intestinalis (vase tunicate)
Lineage: Eukaryota; Metazoa; Chordata; Ascidiacea; Phlebobranchia; Cionidae
Gene: not4
Product: Not4 protein
Source: RefSeq, a predicted model, not a curated record